Molecule: messenger RNA, 1554 nt
Organism: Aspergillus ibericus CBS 121593
Lineage: Eukaryota; Fungi; Ascomycota; Eurotiomycetes; Eurotiales; Aspergillaceae
Product: allantoate permease family MFS transporter
Exons: 8
Coding region: 1-1554 (517 amino acids)
Biological process (GO): allantoate transport; tripeptide transport; transmembrane transport
Cellular component (GO): plasma membrane
Molecular function (GO): allantoate transmembrane transporter activity; dipeptide transmembrane transporter activity
Source: RefSeq, a predicted model, not a curated record
AUGGCGGAUGAGAAAUCUGAGAAAGCUCCACCCCCGAUGGAGGUGGAUGAGGAGACUGGAACAACUAGAGAAAUUGAUCCGACGCUCCUGAAGCAUGCACAGGAUGCUGACGAAGCGCUGGCGGUCUUCCAAGAUCUCCAUGGUGAGGUCAUAACUCUGGAUGAGUCGACAAACAAGAGGAUUCUUCGCACAAUCGACUGGCACAUCAUGCCAGUCAUGUGUCUCGUCUAUGGAAUGAACUUCCUGGAUAAGACUACCCUGUCCUAUGCCAGUAUCAUGGGGAUCAAAACAGACUUGAACCUCGUAGGCGAUGAUUACCAGUGGCUUGGUAGUCUGUUUUAUUUUGGCUACCUGGCAUGGGAAUACCCGACCAACCGACUUCUUCAGAGGCUCCCCUUGGGGAAAUAUUCGGCCUCUUGUAUUAUUAUUUGGGGUGCGAUCCUGUGCUGUUUCGCUGCCGUCAGUAACUACUCCGGAGCAAUUGCCGUUCGCUUCUUCCUCGGUGUCUUUGAAGCCUCUGUUACCCCCGGUUUCGCCUUGAUCACCUCCCAGUGGUACACAAAAGCCGAACAAGGCAGUCGAGUCAACAUCUGGUUCAGCUUCAAUGGCUGGGGCCAGAUCUUCGGCGGUCUGGUAGCCUACGGUAUCGCCGUGGGAACGGACCGUCACGGCUCUGCCAUCGAGCCUUGGAAAAUUAUCUUCCUUGUCACAGGUCUUCUCACCGUCUGCCUGGGUGUGCUUUUCCUCUGGAUUGUCCCCGACAGCCAGCUCAACGCCCGGUGGCUCAAGCAAGAAGACCGCGUUCUUGCCCUUGCCCGUGUGCGUGUCAACCAACAAGGAAUCGGAAACAAGCAUUUCAAGAUGCACCAAGUGAAGGAAGCCCUUGUGGAUCCUAUGACCUGGGCCUUUUUCUUCUACGCCCUCAUCGCUGAUAUUCCAAACGGUGGCAUCACGAACUUCUUCAGUCAAAUGAUCACCAGCUUCGGUUAUACGGAAGAACAAAGUCUCCUCUACGGUGUCCCCGGCGGUGCCAUUGAAGUCAUCUCCCUUAUCGGGAGCGGCUUUCUUGGCCAAUACACCAACCAAAGACUGCUUUGCUGUACAGGCGGCCUCAUAUUCGGCAUAAUCGGCAUGGUCCUCAUCGUUGCACUGCCUCUUUCGAACAAUGUCGGUCGGCUGUUAGGUUUCUACAUGACGCAAGGGAGUGCCACGCCGUUCGUGGCACUGCUGGCCAUGAUCUCGUCGAACGUAGCAGGCUACACCAAGAAGACGACUGUUGCGGCCAUUUACUUGAUCGGGUACUGUGCAGGAAAUAUCAUUGGCCCUCAAGUCUUCCGUCCUAAAGACGCACCACGCUAUGUUCCCGCAGAGAUCACCAUCAUCGUCUGCUGGGGCGUCUGUCUAAUCAUUCUCGCAUUUAUCUGGUGGUGGUACCGCAAACAAAACGAGAAGAAAGCCUUGGUCCGUGCCAGACCGGAGUACGCACGCAUGGAGAACCAAGAAUGGAUGGAUCUUACCGACUGGGAAAAUCACGAACUCGUGUAUGUUCUGUAA